AUGAAGAUUAUCGAUGAUGAACAUGUCCUCCGGGAAGGGAUUCCACCAUUUCGAAGAAGCCGACAUCAGUGGAUACGAUGUAAUUCUGGGAAAGCGUCAAAUAUCAGCCACGUGCACCUAGAUACCGCUAAGGAAUUUGCAACUUUAAUGGACAACAGCAACAUUAUAUUCGCCUCCUUUCCAUUGCGAGCUGCGCACGCAGCGACUGAGCCAAAUAUCCCGGAUGAUUAUAAGGAUUAUCUUGAUGUAUUCCGAGAAGAUAUACCUGACGCGGAGCACGCACCCCACGAUCAUGCCAUAGAUCUCAAACCUGGCAAGGAACCACCUUACCGACCGAUAUAUAACCUGUCACCUCAAGAACUCUCCGUCCUCCGAGAAUAUAUUGAAAAGGCAUUAGAGAAGAAUUGGAUACGCCCGUCCAAGAGCCCAGCCGGUGCCCCAGUAUUAUUCGCACCGAAGAAAGACGGAACCCUGCGUCUUUGCGUAGAUUAUCGAGGGUUGAACGAAAUAACAGUCAAGAAUCGGUAUCCGCUGCCCCUGAUAAGUGAAAUACUCGAUAGGUUAGCAGGUGCCAAAAUAUACACGCAAUUGGAUCUUAGGGACGCGUAUCAUAGAAUCCGCAUACGAGCGGGGGAUGAAUGGAAAACGGCAUUUCGAACACGAUACGGACACUUUGAGUAUCUGGUUUUACCCUUUGGGCUAACCAACGCCCCUGCGACUUUCCAAUCUUAUAUCAACAAAGCCCUCAGUGAUAUUUUGGACGUAUAUUGCGUGGCUUAUCUUGACGAUAUCGUAAUCUAUUCGAAUACGCUUGACGAACACGUCGCCCAUGUUAAGAAUGUGCUGGAACGUUUAAGGCGAUGGAGACUAUAUGUGAAACUUAGUAAGUGUACGUUCCAUGCAACAGAAAUUGGAUUUCUGGGUUUUGUGAUUACCACGCAGGGCAUCACUGUCGAAAAACGCCGCGUCGAUACGAUCCUAGAUUGGCCUGAACCGCGAACAAUAAACGAGCUGCAAACAUUCCUAGGAUUCGUCAACUUCUACCGACGAUUCAUAUACAAGUUCUCGAUAAUAACGGCACCCCUAACUGAGUUGCUAAAAGGAUACGAAACAAAAAAGGGGAAGAACAACGCACCUGUCCAACUGGACGAGAACUGCAAGCACGCAAUACUGCAGUUAAAAGAAUGCUUUACAAAAGCACCGUUGUUAGUUCAUUUUGAUCCGCAGCGAAAACUCCGUAUAGAAACGGACGGAUCUGGCGUUGCAAUCGCCGCAGUAAUAUCGCAAUUAAUGGAUGAUGGUCACUGGCACCCGAUCGCGUUUUGGUCCAGAAAACUCACAGAAGCAGAAAGACAUUAUCAAACAUAUGAUUUAGAAAUGUUGCCGAUUGUAGAAGCUUUCAGGCAAUGGCGCCACUACCUACAUGGUAGCAGGCACCCAAUAGUUGUUUUAUCUGACCAUGCCAACCUCCGGCGCUUCAUGACGACGAAGCAGCUAAAUGGGCGUCAGAUUCGUGGGAUGCAAAUGCUCUCAGCGUUCGAUUUUGAAAUUGAGCACCAUCCUGGGGAAAAUAAUCCCGCAGAUGCACCAAGUCGUCACUCAGAUUAUAUAAAACACGCAGCUCCCUUGACGGGGGCUCCCUACCCUGCAAGAGAAGCUGCGAUAAAGAACGCACCUGCAGAUGAGAACGAAGUCGCCGGCGUUACGGGGUUAGACCUAGGGACCCUGGUGCCACGGAUUCUAGCCGUUAAGGUAUUUGAGUCCGAGACAGCCUAUCGCGAAGAGGUAGCUGAAUCUAUUGUCGAACUCUUGCUGCAGGUUCAGAAUAGGGACGCUGGCACGUCUGAACUUCGCAGAAGACUAGAGGUGGGUGACGCUAGCGUAGGUGAUCGUUCGACCUGGGCAGUAGACAAAGAUGGCCUGCUCAGGAAAGAUGGUAAAGUCUACGUACCGCAAGACAAGGCCGUAAGGCAUGAAAUAAUGAAAAUGAACCACGAUGAUCCCCAAGGUGGCCAUUUUGGACGUGACAAAACCAUCGAAGCGAUCAAACGCAAGUACUCGUGGCAUGGUAUGAGCGAUGAGAUUGCAGAAUAUGUGAGGACCUGCGAUGUUUGCCAACGCGUCAAGAUACCGCGGCAUAAGCCGUACGGGUUGCUACAACCACAUCCAGUGCCAGAUAAGAAAUGGCAUACAAUCACCUUCCACCCGCAAACCGACGGCCAAACGGAACGAUUGAACCAGGUGAUUGAACAUUAUCUUCGCACAUAUUGCAGCUACCAGCAGGAUAACUGGAUAGAGUGGAUUCCCCUGGCGCAAUGGGCAUAUAAUAACGCCUUCCACGCAUCGAUAAAAAUGACACCAUCUGAAGCGAUGAUCGGCCGACCAACUGAACUUCGUAUAGACGUGGAACCCCCAAGCACGGGCGCGUCAAAGUCGGCGAUAGAACCAAGUGGAACGGAUGAAGCAAGCGGGAAAACAGGAUUCGAGGAAUGCCUAAGAAGCUGCCAAAGCAGCUGGAGAAAAAGUAUUAUGAUCAGCGCCAUAUACCAAAAAGCUUUAAGAUAG
Molecule: messenger RNA, 2565 nt
Organism: Histoplasma mississippiense
Lineage: Eukaryota; Fungi; Ascomycota; Eurotiomycetes; Onygenales; Ajellomycetaceae
Exons: 4
Coding region: 1-2565 (854 amino acids)
Biological process (GO): DNA integration
Molecular function (GO): nucleic acid binding
Source: RefSeq, a predicted model, not a curated record